Molecule: messenger RNA, 1576 nt
Organism: Salvia miltiorrhiza (redroot sage)
Lineage: Eukaryota; Viridiplantae; Streptophyta; Magnoliopsida; Lamiales; Lamiaceae
Product: 3-methyl-2-oxobutanoate hydroxymethyltransferase 1, mitochondrial-like
Exons: 6
Coding region: 116-1183 (355 amino acids)
Biological process (GO): pantothenate biosynthetic process
Cellular component (GO): mitochondrion
Molecular function (GO): 3-methyl-2-oxobutanoate hydroxymethyltransferase activity; magnesium ion binding
Source: RefSeq, a predicted model, not a curated record
UCCGUUGAAUGGAAUUUAACAAAACAAUAUAAAAACUUGGUACAUUCCUACUCCUCCAACUACCCAUCAUUUUCCUUUCCCGGCGGCGCCGCCACCCUCCACCGCUGCCACCAAAAUGUCUUCUUCACUCUUCAAAACCCUCCGCCGCACCUCCGUCACCAACCGCCUCAGUUCUGCGAAGUCCAUUUUCCGGUGGCUGAGUAACGUGCCGGAAAACACCGUCUACGGCGGCCCGAAGCCGCAGAACCCUAACCAGCGCGUCACGCUCACUAACAUCCGCCAGAAGCACAGGAGGCGCGAGCCCAUAACCAUGGUCACGGCGUACGACUACCCGUCGGCGGUGCAUCUGGACACCGCCGGCAUCGACAUUUGCUUGGUGGGAGACUCCGCCGCCAUGGUCGUCCACGGCCACGACACCACCCUGCCGAUCACGCUGGAUGAGAUGCUCGUCCACUGCCGCGCGGUGGCGCGUGGCGCCAGGCGCCCGCUGCUUGUCGGGGACUUGCCGUUUGGAACCUACGAGUCCAGCACUCAACAGGCAGUUGAUACAGCUGUGAGGGUAUUGAAGGAGGGAGGAAUGGAUGCAAUCAAAUUGGAAGGCGGGGCACCUUCAAGAAUCACAGCAGCUAAAGGUAUAGUUGAAGCUGGUAUAGCUGUGAUCGGGCAUGUGGGGCUCACACCGCAGGCAAUCAGUGUUCUUGGAGGGUUCAGACCUCAAGGCAGAAACAUCGACAGUGCAGUCAAGGUUGUGGAGACUUCAAUGGCGUUGCAAGAAUCAGGGUGCUUUGCAGUAGUCUUGGAAUGUGUUCCUCCACCUGUGGCGGCCGCAGCAACAUCAGCGCUUCAGAUCCCCACCAUCGGCAUUGGGGCCGGACCCUUUUGUAGUGGUCAAGUUCUAGUUUACCAUGAUCUGCUUGGAAUGCUACAACACCCUCACCAUGCCAAGGUCACUCCCAAGUUCUGUAAACAGUAUGCCCAUGUAGGAGAGGCCAUCGGCAAGGCUCUUUCAGAAUACCGGGAGGAAGUAACGAGCGGUGCCUUUCCUGGCGCGGCUCACAGCACUUACAAGAUCGGAGCUGCUGACACUGACGGCUUCCUGCAAGCGUUGGAGAAGCUAGGUUUGGGAGACGCAGCGUCUGCAGCGGCUGACGCAGCUGCAAAGAUGGAAGCCCAAAUGAAGUGAUGGAAGACGUGCUAAAAGCACAGCCGCUCUCAACUUUGUCUCUCUCGUUCUCUUGGUCCGGCGUUUGGCGUUCGUCAUCCUCCUCUCUCCGGCGUCGUAUGCAUUUCGCGUACUCCCUCUGGUCCAGACCCACUCGCUUGGCACUCGCUUCGCUUGCUUGUGGCUCGGUCCGGCGUCGCUCCCUUCCUCGGUCCCUCCGGCGUCGUGGUGUUGAUUUCCCUCUCUAAUUUUAUUUGCAAUGAAAGAGUAAUGGACAACCUAAUAUCUUAAUAUGGAUUAUCAUUCAUGUAUUAUGUUAUUUCUAACUCUUUUUUUUUAAAUAAGGUUGUGUUCUCUUUGAAUGUAAGUUUAUCAUUAGAAAAUACAGGAAAUUUUAUCACAUUUAAAUUAUAA